UGUGUGAUGAUCUUGUUGACUGGACUCAUCCACGGUGCACAAGCAGUUGAAGAACACACAAAUGCAGAUGACAAACCCCCAGGUACUCAACAGGAGGACACAGAUAUGAGUGAUUCUGUUACAUCACCAGGGUCAAAUGACAAACCCCCAGGUAUCCCCAGAAGGACACAGAUAUGAGUGAUUCUGAUACAUCACCAGGGUCAAUUGAAGAACACACAAAUGCAGAACUGGUAAAGCCCACACUCAGAGUGCAGUCUGGUUGGACAAAUGCAUUCAAAGGAGAGAAAGUCACUCUUAGAUGUGAACUAGCGGGAGAAGACGACAAGUGGACUUACAUUUGGUACAAGGACGGAGGUGAAAUUUCUGCUGAAAAGCAAAGUGAAUACAAAUUCGAUGUGGAAGAUGCAGCAACAUUUACCUGCAAGGGAACCCGGACUGUAGGUCGCCCACAGAGCACAGAGAUCAGUAAUUCUAUUACACUGACUGUGUCAGAGAGUCCUAAACCUGUGGUGAAAAUACAGCCUGAUACACACGUGUUCAUGUACGAGAGAGUGACUUUCAGAUGUGAAUUUCAGACAGAAGAAGACUCAGUGUGGACAUAUGACUGGUAUAGGGAUGAUAAAAUAUUCUACCCAUACCAAACAUACCCCCAUACUACCCACACCACCCAUACUACACAUACCAAACAACACAGGAGUUCAGUAUCAGCUCUAUUACAUACACUUCUAAAGGGAAAUACACCUGCAGAGGGAGGAGACACAGUGACAAUCAGAUCUCAAAGACAAGUGAUCCUGUUACUCUCACUGUAUCAGAAAAACCCACACCGACUGUGAGUGUGAAUCCUCAGAGCUUCAUCUACACUGGAGACACAGUUACUCUGAACUGUAAUCUGCAGUCUACUGGAUGGAGCUUUUCCUGGUAUAAAGGUAACCAGAAAUCACCUGAAGCCCAAAAUACCAACCCACUCAG
Messenger RNA from Silurus meridionalis, 969 nucleotides. RefSeq lists its product as uncharacterized. The transcript is spliced from 9 exons. Lineage: Eukaryota; Metazoa; Chordata; Actinopteri; Siluriformes; Siluridae. The record is from RefSeq and is a predicted model, not a curated record. The coding region runs from base 174 to 833 and encodes 219 amino acids. Gene Ontology annotation, biological process: cell surface receptor signaling pathway. Gene Ontology annotation, molecular function: transmembrane signaling receptor activity.